Messenger RNA from Mya arenaria, 6633 nucleotides. Its product is annotated as zinc finger protein 608-like. The record is from RefSeq and is a predicted model, not a curated record. The coding region runs from base 492 to 4751 and encodes 1419 amino acids. Gene Ontology annotation, cellular component: nucleus. Gene Ontology annotation, biological process: regulation of transcription by RNA polymerase II. The transcript is spliced from 5 exons. Lineage: Eukaryota; Metazoa; Mollusca; Bivalvia; Myida; Myidae.
AUUUUCGUUAUUUUGUAAGUUUUAUCGGAUAUCCAACUCGUGUGAAAUCUGGGCGUACGUGAGAUUCGCAACUUGAGAGUAGUAGUUGUACGCGGUUGCAGACAGAGAAGAGAGAUGUAGUUGGAUCAUUGUUUUUCUGGAUACUGUUUUGUUUCAAGAAAAAAAUAACAUUACACCAGACAAAAUGUUUUUAUCCUGUGAGCAAUUUCAUUGUAGUGAUUUUGACAGCAACACAGUUGUUAAGUGGAAAUUAAUUGCAAUUUAAUGACAUAAUUAAAUUUAACUACUAACAGUAACAUUUCAUGCAGUGGUUAUUAAAAAUGUUUUGGUGUGACUUCCAUUAUAACUUUGUAUUUGGAUAUUUAUUCAAUGUUUUUCAUUGAGUAUUACAACAUUUGACACAUGUUUUGGUUUUAUUUUCUCGUUUCAAAUUUCCAAUGUAAUAAGGAAAUUUGUCAGAUUCAGUUGUCGUGUUUUUGUCAUUGCAAAACAUGAGUUCAUUUGAACAUCAUGCCACAGUUGACAACAAAGGGUUGAAAAUGAAAAUUAAACGUAAAAAUGUUAAUGUAGAUAAAACUGAAAAGCAGAAAAAAGAUAUAUCUACAAAAUCUGAUUUAAAAAGUGAUUCAUGUAAAGACCAGACUGAAACUACUGGCCAGAGUGCAAAUGGAAUGUUCACUGAAAAAGCUGGUAAAUUGUCUCUAUUCAGUGAUAAAGAAAAGUCACCAAAGUCCAAGUCAUCGGCAAACAAAAAGGAUAAAAGCAAGGGGACAACGAAGGGCGAAUUGUCGACUCAAGGGCCUUCCAGUUUAAAUGGAAUAGACAACUCGUUCAACCAGUCAGCCAAAUCCAUGGAACCUAAACUGGGUGAAACAGCAAUGGGGAAAAAGGAUUGUAUGCCAGAUCCUUAUGAAUUUAAUGCCAAAGUUGAAGAUGACAUCUCUAUGCCUAUAAAAAAGAUGAAAGUGGACAAAGAAAAGGUCGAGAUGGCAAGUUCCCACAUGUCAGUGACCCCAGGCACUAGCCAGGACGCCUCCACGUCCACGAGGGAUGCUGCCGUGGUGACGGACCCAGACUGCCUCGGCCCCUGUGAGCCUGGAACCAACGUGACCCUCGAGGGCAUCGUAUGGCACGAGUCAGAAAAUGGUGUGUUGGUGGUAAACGUUACGUGGCGUGGCAAGACAUAUGUGGGUACCCUGCUGGACGCCACGCGGCACGACUGGGCACCACCCAGGUUCAACAAUGAAUCCCCGACCUCAGAGCUGGAGUCAAGGACACCCAAAGGUCGUGGAAAGCGCCGAGGUGCGGCUAACACUCCUGUCCAGGACACCAGGACACUCCGGAAGGGCCGCAGAGGCAGCAGUGCACAAACAUUCACUGCCCCUCCUAGCCCUGCCAAGUCAGAAUCUUCUGUUGGUGGGCUGAAAAGGAAGGGCCGCCCACAAGAUAUUGACUUAUCAGUAGCAGAACAGAGGUCUUCAAAGAGAAGCAGAUCAGGGUCACAAGCCCCGGGGUCACAAGCCCCGACUCCUAAUGCUGAAACACCACCAACUGAUGCUAAUGGAUACAUUGAGUGCCCAGAACCAAACUGCAACAAAAAAUAUAAAAACAUUAAUGGUUUGAAAUACCAUCAGUCACAUGCUCAUUCCGGUAAUGGAGCACCAACUGAGGAUGCCAAGGAAGAUAUGGAAUGUGAGGAUAUUCCUCUUAGUGUGGUCAAAAACUCUGUGAAGAAAGAAAAGGAAUUUAAGAAGGAGAGCAAUAGCAAGAAAGACAAGGAUAAAUCAGAUUCAAAUGACCGAAAAACUGAUAAGUCUGACCAGGCUUCCAACAAGAAAAGUGAUAAGGAAGAUAAUGUGCAAGGUAAUGACACAAAAGACAGCGGAAAUAAGAAUGAUUCAAAGAGUGAUAAUACCAGUGUUAGUAAAAAGAAAGACAAAGAAUCAAGUAAGGGUUCAAAAACUCAAAAUGAAAAUGCAGCAAAUAAGGCACAAAGUAAUGGACCAAAAUCAAGUGGAAAUAGUAGUAAUACUAAUUCUGGAUUACCAGUGUCUAGUCAACCUUCUCCAAACUCUGUGCAAAAUGUAGCUAGUCAAUCUUCACCUCUAUCUUCAUCACAGUCUUCAGCAGCAUUAACCCAGUCAUCUUCCUUAAAUGCCAUAGCAACAGUAUCUCAGGGCGACACUAACACUGUUACGAGUAAGCCCCUUGUGGAUAUAAAACCCAAAAUUACAAUUGACUCAGGAAGAGUGAGCAAACCCAAUCGCCCAAUAGUGCCUGCUCCACCGCAUACAGUAUUGUCAAACGUGCAAGUGACCCACUCCAGCCUCACUCCGGUCAUGUCGCACACUCAAAUGUCCCCUCAGUUAAAGCCAAUUCAGCCUAAACCUACCAUCAUGGGUGAACCACAAAAUGUAAACCCAGCUUUAGUAGACUUGAACAAAGACAGAAAAAAGUCACAAAAGAAAAAGACAAAGGAUGGUAACAAUGGUCAGAAUGGGGCGCAAAGUAGGCCUGAACAACCCACUAUAAAGAUAGACAGAACAGGUGUGAUUAAACCAAAUCCAAUGCCAAUUAAAGGGCAAACUGAACAACAGAGAAAAGAUUUGUCUAAAGAUGGGUCUCGACCAAUUGAUGCACAUAGAUCUCACAAUAUGACUACACAUGGACAUAAACUAGGGGACAUGCAUGCAAGGCAAAGUCAAAAUCCUAACCUGCUGAAGGUCAACUCGCCUCUUCAGGUGAAUACCCCAGACAAGGUGCCAGUGUCAGAUGAUGUUCAGAGUCCAGCAUAUUCUGAUAUCUCGGAUGCCAAUGAGUCUGCCUCCCCAGUUGCUCCCUCAGACACAAGUCCGCAGAAACAAAAAGAGGAUGUGGCACCUAGUAAGAAAGAGGAGAAGGCCAAGCAACCCAUCCUUAACACAACUGAAGGCCAGAUGACGCCUCAUUAUGGCAUGUAUAAUUGUUAUGGACAGAGUCCUUAUGGCAUGAACAAUAUGUCUCCUGGCCAGAAGGUGCCAAAUUCCCAGAGUAACACGCCAAGCUCUGCACCUCAACAUGUUAGCCAACGGCUUGACCAAUCAAAAGCUCCCAAGCUCACUCCAAACAAAGAAAAACAGCCGGAAGACUCUGGGAAGGGAGAGAGGAAAGUUGAUGGAGACAAGGACGGGAACCGGCCAAAGGGCCCAGCCCCUCCCCCUCAGCACAUGUCCGGCCCCCCACCCGGCAACAUGACACCCCAGCAGAUGCACGAGUACCAGAUGAUGUACCAGCAAAACCUCAUGUACAUCCAGUCUCUCCCCCAGCAUGUUCAAUACCAGUACAUGGCCAAUGGCUGGUACCCACAACCUAUGGACCAGAACUACAUGAGAAUGAUGGAGGAGCAGCGGAGAGUACAAGGUGACCAGUCUAGGAGUGAGAGAGAUGGUACACCCAGUGCGGGGAAAGGCCAGGGUCCAGAAAGGGAACAGAGUAGGGGUCCAGAGGGAGCUAAGGCUCAGAAUAUAGGGCCAGGAGGUAGAAAAGAUGAAGGACUGAAUAUUCCAAAACCUAUGAUCUCACCCAACCAAGGCAAUGUGCAAGAGAGAAAUGAUAGUGCAAAGUCCAGUGAUGAUAAGAAAAAAGAUCAAGCUUUAAGAGAGAAGCAGAAUGAAAACCAUCAGAUUUUAAAAGAAAACAUAGAUAUUAAGAAUGAAAUGGACAAGAGACAAGACUAUGAACGAAUUAGGGCAGAAGAAAUGAGGAGGCAUAAAAUGUAUCAAGAGCAAAAAAUGAUCGAAGAAAGAAAGAAAAUGGAUUUAGCUAGAAAAGGUGAGGGAAGUAGGCCUGAAAACUUGACAACUAAGGCUCCUGGUACUAAACCCAUAGUUGACAAUACUAGAAAUGUUCUUAAUUCUUGUAGGCCUGGAAGUGAUAUGAAAAAAGACAGUACUGUUAGUAGAGACAUUAACAAUACAGACAAAGUGAAAGACUCUCGUGAUUCAAGGGAUUCUAGUUCAGGAAAGUAUUCAGACAAUCGACAAACAGAUGAAAAGUCAAGGACACCUGUACCAGACAAACACAGGUCAGAGACACCAACAAGAAAUCCAGAAAUGAAGCGACCUGGUGGCAGCAGUUCAAAGUCUGGUAGUCCUUGUUCAUCUGUUGGUUCCUCUAGUAUUCCAGGGUCCCCAAACUACAGCCCAUAUUCCUCCUACCAAUACAUGCAGAACCCGCAUGGAUACAUGGGUAUGGACCCGAUGUAUCGCAAUCAUAAUGUGAACCCAGCGUUGAUAGGCAACUUUCCUGGUAAUCAGUACAUUCACCCAUCUCAGAUGGGGUACAGACCUGGAGAGGGUGAUGAGAAAGAGGGGAAAGAAAGAAUUGUUCAGAAACCAGGUCCACCACUAAGUGAGAGUGAUGUGAAGAAGGGUGGGAGUGAUAAUGGACCAUAUUACAGCAACAUGCACAAAAUCCAUGAACUGUCUGAGAAGGGACGUCCUAAAUCUAGGAAUUCCUCUCCUGGGCCUAUAAAAUCGGUUGCUGGGGAUGUAACGACAAGUGUGUAUGAUAAACACCGGGAUUUUACUAACUCUCCGCCCACCCAGCGGCAUGUGCACACACACCACCAUACACACGUUCUGCAACCUGGGCCAGGGCUCCAGACAGGGGCCCCGCUCCAGGGACCUCCGGGCUUCUCACCUGUAUAUGACCCCUACAGUGCAAUGUUUGUGGGCCAGGCCCAGUCCCCCCACCAUUAUCCACCAAAGUGAUGUGCCGUACGGAGACUGACCCCCGGGGCGGAGUGAAUUGGGGAGGUUCCGAACGCCUGAGUGUCACAGGGAGAUCAAACCCUGCAGGGCUGAGGGAAGCUGCGAGCUUAGGAUUGCCCACGGGAUUAAUGCAACAAUGCUGGACAUAAACAGUUGUUACAUCCCACUGAAAGUGUGAACUGGGCAACAUGUGAAAAGACAAGACCCACAGAGUAUCCAUCCAUUAUGAUGGAGAUAAUAUAGGAUCAAAUGUUUUCUAAAAGUGUUGGAAUUUUAAAUGGCUUUGUUGUAAUGUACAUUGUAUGCAGAUGAACGUGAAGACGUUGUUUUAACAGAAAGCUUGUUGUGGCAUUCACUUGUGGUACUGUAAACAAAUAAUAGUUACAUGCUGUAAAGCUGCAUAAAUGAGUGUGAUUAUCGAGAAAGAGACAAGAUGAAUGUUUGAGGGUAAUUUCUCGUUGAAGCAGACCAAAACUCCAGCAAGUUGUUAAUGUGUAUGGCAGCACAUGGAAACACUCCACUAGCUGUAGAUAAUGCUUCACUCGCUGCCAUUCCCCAAGUGUUUGUUAGCAACAUAGAUGUUUUAGUAGACUGUGAGUCUGUUGGCUAUAUGUGCUAUUACAUUAUUAAACAACAUAGUAAUUAACUAAUUAUGAUUAUAUUUCAUGUAAAUAGUGUACAGGAAAACUUAGAGUGUGACACAAUGACACUGCCGCAGUUAUUACUGUGUAAAGACUGCACUUAGAUAUAUACAUCUUGUAUUCAACAAUUGUGAUAAUGUCCUCUCCCAUCUCCCCCUGUGUAGAUUUAUGAGUAGGAUAUAAAAUGUGUUCUGUACUGACUGGGCUAAUUGAAUAGUUUAAAGCAUCUACAGCCUGACAGUUCAUUCUUUGACACUCAAUAAUAUGUUAACUAGCUAAUUUCUUUUGAUAUAGAUAUGUAAAUACUUGAGAUCACUUCAUGUUGCUUGCAAUGUUUUGUCUACAUAAAUAAUUACGCAUCACGAAGUAUGACAUUGAUUGUUAAUGUAAAGCUAGUUUUCCCUAGGCAAUAUACAAGUGACUGAGCUAACAUCAUUUUUUAUGAGAAUUUAAGAAUAGAAAAGGAGAACAAUUAUCUGUGAUCAAGAUAGUUCCUAUCCCAUGAAGAGUGAAUUCAAGCAAGAUGCUGUCACUGCUGUCUGGAGGUUUUAAUGUUAUUACUCAUAUAGAAGGCUUAUAUUUGUAGGGUUAUAGAUGUAAAUGUUGCUUACAAAUCAUGUUCACAUAGCUGGAUGAAGUGAUAAUCAAACUAUUGUUCAUAUUAAACAGAAAUGCAGUUCUACUUUAGUUCUUUAAAAAAAUAAUAAUACCAAAAUAGGUCAGUUAAUUGUGACUUUCCUACAAUAGUGAUAACUUGUGAAUAGUCUUAAAAAGCUCUUUCUAUAGCAAAUCAGUGCUCUUUGUUGUAUUGCCUGCUAAAAUGAUAUUCUGUUUACUGAUAAUAUCUAGAUGGCUGGACUAUUAAUGGAAAUGCAAUUUGUUCAAUCCCCCAUACAAUUUGAUAGGGAUUAUUUACAUUCAAAUUAUCUGUGUUUAUAUGCCUACUUGGAAUCAGAUCAAUCGUGUUUGCAUGUGAUAUUAAGCCUUUGAAAAAUGUGUUCUUCGUAUUAAAUGGAAGGUAUAUAUGUACUAAAUGACUUGUUUGUAGGUAAAUGUGUGUGAUAAUAUGUUCGAGUUCUGGCAGGCUAUUUCUCCAGUAGGUUGAACAUGGCUCGUAUCCUCAUGCAAGCAUAUAGUCCUGCCAUCACCUCUCGCACUUGUUUGUAUUAUAUGCCCCAUACUAUUAUUGUUGCAUUAUUUUCUUUAAACUGAAAUGAGUAGCAAUAAAUAUUUAACUGGUU